Sebastes umbrosus (honeycomb rockfish) is the source of this 2983-nucleotide messenger RNA. Its product is annotated as acetyl-coenzyme A synthetase 2-like, mitochondrial. The record is from RefSeq and is a predicted model, not a curated record. Gene Ontology annotation, molecular function: acetyl-CoA synthetase activity; AMP binding. The transcript has 17 exons. Lineage: Eukaryota; Metazoa; Chordata; Actinopteri; Perciformes; Sebastidae. Bases 437 to 2368 code for a protein of 643 amino acids. Gene Ontology annotation, cellular component: mitochondrion.
UGAUCUCGCAGUGCGUGCUCUCGCGAGAUGUGUGCAAAUCUCGUUGGGCAGGUACAACCCGGACCACAACACCUGCGGGGCUAGCAGCGGAGCCUCAUUCAACUCAAAAUGUUUGAAAAGUUUGAGGAGAGCAGUGGGACAGAGAGAGGCUGAGAGGACUGGUUGCUUUGAGGAUGGAUGUGCAGAGAAGUUGAGCUGAUUGAGGAGGACUUGUUCAUAAAGCUCACAAAAUACCGUCCACAACAGGUGUAUGACGGCUGCUUCUGCUCCAUCUGCGUCUGCCGCUGAUGAGUAAAGCCAUGAAAUAGAUCCAGCUGGAGAUGUGCGGAGGAGACUGAGGCCUCCUGGGAAAUCAUCCACACCUCCACCAGCACCGUGUCCACUUCUUUAGCACCCCAGAGAGCCAUCAAUAAGUGGAUGUAACGUAGCGGCCUUCAUGCCGGAGGCUGCCGGCUUUGAGGGCGUGUUGGACCGGGCAGCUCUGCAGGAGUUCUCCGUCUCCAGCGGAGACAGCUUCUGGGCCGCUGCAGCGCGUCACAGGCUCAGCUGGAUCAGUCCUUUCCACACCGUCCAGGACUGUGACCUGAGCAUGGGGAAGAUCAAGUGGUUUGAGGGAGGACAGUUGAAUGUGUCUGUGAACUGCCUGGACCGCCACGUGCACACCUGUCCGGAGAGGGUGGCCCUGAUCUGGGAGAGAGAUGAACCGGGGUCAGAGGUCAAGGUCACCUACAGGCAGUUACUGGAGAUGACAUGUCGCCUGGGCAACCUGUUGAAGCGGCGUGGCGUGAAGAGAAGGGACUGUGUCACCAUCUACAUGCCUCCUUGCCCUCUGGCUGUGGCGUCCAUGUUGGCCUGCGCCCGCAUCGGUGCGGCUCACAACGUGGUGUUUGCCGGGUUCAGCUCCGAGGCCCUCGCAGAGCGAAUCAGAGACGCCCAGUCCAGCACCGUCAUCACGGUGAACCAGGGCGUCAGAGGGGGAAAGGUCACUGAACUGAAGAAGACGGUAGAUACGGCAGUUCAGAGCUGCCCGACGGUACAGCAGGUGUUUGUUGCCAUGAGAACAGAGAAUCCGGUCGCCAUGACAGCCAGGGACGUUGCCAUGGAGGAGGAGAUGCUAAAGGAGGAUUCGGUGUGUGAACCAGCGGCCAUGGACAGCGAGGACGUCUUGUUCCUGCUUUAUACAUCAGGCAGCACAGGGAAGCCCAAAGGACUCGUCCACACUCAGGCUGGAUACCUGCUUUAUGCUGCACUCACACACAGGUAUGUCUUCAGCUACCAUGAUGGAGAUGUGUUCGGCUGUGUGGCAGAUAUUGGUUGGAUAACAGGACACAGUUACUGUGUCUACGGGCCUCUGGCCAACGGGGGAACCACUGUCCUGUUUGAGAGCACUCCCAUUUACCCCGACCCAGGAAGGUACUGGGAGAUGGUUCAGAGACUUAAGAUAAACCAGUUUUACGGGGCUCCCACAGCGAUCCGCCUGCUGCUCAAGUACGGAGACCAGUGGGUGCAGAAAUACGACCGCUCAUCCCUCAAAACUCUCGGCUCUGUGGGUGAGCCCAUCAACACUGAAGCAUGGGAGUGGUACCACAGAGUGGUUGGGGACGGACGCUGCCCUGUGGUGGACACCUGGUGGCAAACAGAGACAGGUGGCAUCUGCAUUACCCCAAGGCCAUCAGACCCAGACGCAGAGAUUGUCCCAGGAAUGGCUAUGAGACCUUUCUUUGGCAUUAAGCCCGCGCUCAUGGACACUGAGGGAAAAGUGCUGACUUCCAACCACACAUCUGGAGCUCUGUGUAUAGCUCAGCCGUGGCCUGGUAUGGCCCGAACCAUUCAUAACGACCACCAGAGAUUCAUUGAGACCUACUGUCAGCCUCAUCCAGGUUACUUCUUUACUGGUGAUGGCGCCUAUCGCUCUAAGGAGGGGUAUUACCAAAUCACGGGCCGCCUCGAUGAUGUCAUCAAUGUGAGCGGCCACAGGAUUGGGACAGCAGAGAUAGAGGAUGUGGUGAAUCAGUGCUCUGCAGUGGCUGAGUCUGCCGUCAUAGGAUACUCGCAUAACAUCAAAGGACAAGGUGUUUAUGCCUUUGUGGUGCUAAAAAAGGAUGUGGACAUUCAAGAGGUGGACCUGUCCCGGCAGCUAAACGACAUGGUAUCUAAAAAGAUCGCCAAGUACGCCUGUCCAGACUUCAUCCAGUUCGUCCAGCGGCUGCCAAAGACGCGCUCAGGUAAGAUAAUGCGGCGGGUGCUGCGGAAAGUGGUGGAGCGAGACUUGAACGGGUUGGGUGACCUCAGCACGCUGGAUGAUCCUGCAGCAGUUCAAGAGAUCAUCCAAGGUCACCGUGAGCUCUGUAGUAAACAACAACCUUGACGAUGUGUUUCCUGAAAACAUUCUCAUCUAAAGAGGAAUAUAAAAGUGAUGCUUGCACGUUACUCUCUAUUUCACUCAACCAGACUGGUCCAUUUGUAUCAAAAAUAAUUAUAAAGGCCAAUUUUUUCUUUUCUUUUUUAUUGUACAUAUUGACAAUUUUAUGAAAUUAGGUAAACAACUCUUUAUGGGGCAGUUCACAUGCCGCGUUUUUUGCGCCAUUAAAUUCAUUGUCAAUGUAGACGUACAAAAGGUGAGCUCGAGAGCGACCUGUCCGAGAUAAAAAUCGUUAAACUUUUGGAACACAGCAUGUCAUGUGACGAGGAACAACCAAUCAAAGCCGGCAGAUAUCUCCUUUUCCAGAAAUCUCGGUCUACGGUUGAUAUAUGGAGGAGAAGUUAAAGUGACUACGUUUUUACAUGUAUACGUGCACCUUGGAUAAAAGGACGAAAGCGGCACGGCUGGCGUUUUAGACGCGUCAUGUGAAAAGCCCCAAAACCUAUGUAUAAUCUACAGAUGUACUUUCUCUUCAUAGGACUUACAGAGACCUGAGAAAAUAGUGUUUGUUACAAAAUAAGAAUGAAUGGAAUGAUUGUAAACAUAAUACAAUAAACAAAU